This is a messenger RNA of Echinostoma caproni, 303 nucleotides long. The record is from the annotation of a GenBank genome assembly. Lineage: Eukaryota; Metazoa; Platyhelminthes; Trematoda; Plagiorchiida; Echinostomatidae.
AUGAUCUCCCGAAUUGCGUUGGAACGUCCACCAUCCAAUCGUGUUACGGCCCAGAUUCAUUCGGACUGCUUUCUGUUGCUCGCUGAGUUGAUGGAUGAGCCUAGCCUACGGGAUGACGCAAACCACGGUGCGACACGUUACAGUUCCUGGACAACUGUGAUGAGUCAAUCGUCCCAGAUGACGCCAGAAAGCACCUACGCGAUACAGCGUCUGGACAACGAACCACAGGCCGAUUGUGCCGACGAAUCAGAAGCCGUGCGGCCCAGACAAAAGCUGAACAACAUAAAGAAUAUGAGCACGUGA